Messenger RNA from Harmonia axyridis, 815 nucleotides. RefSeq lists its product as uncharacterized. The transcript is spliced from 3 exons. The record is from RefSeq and is a predicted model, not a curated record. The coding region runs from base 61 to 534 and encodes 157 amino acids. NCBI's taxonomy places the organism in Eukaryota, Metazoa, Arthropoda, Insecta, Coleoptera, Coccinellidae.
CAAACAUUGAUAAUCACUUAAUGUGUUAUUCUCUUGCAGUACACUUCGUUCAUUCUAACCAUGUCACCCGAUGAAUAUUCGCAAAUGAAAAAUUCUCACAUAGAGAGAAAAAAACGGACGUAUUUCGAAAUUUCCAUAAUUUGUUGCGUUUUAUCACUAUUUUGUCUACAAAUAUAUUCGUUUUAUUAUCUUUAUGAUAUUGACAAUAAGUUGAAUAACGAUAACAUUUUAAAAAACAUUGCACAACCUUCGGAACAAUCUAAUAUUAUAUCGAAUAAACGAAUGAAAAGGACUGUAAAUGCAUGUUGCAAAGAUGGGUAUCCGGGAUUGCCUGGAUAUCCGGGUAUGAAGGGUGAACCGGGAUUGCCUGGACUUCCGGGUCGCGAUGCUAGGAAGCAUAUAUAUUCACGGUUUUAUAACCUUUUUAACCUUUCUUCGGCCAUCAUGUGCACCCAAGGAGAAUCGAGAUUAAUCAGAAAAGACGACCUGAUGCCAUUCCACAUUCCAAUGUUGACGUUAUCUGCACCACUGUAAUCGUUGCCAGCGUUGCUCAUCCGUCAGAGGUAACACAAGAUGGGGUCGACGGUCGAUAAUGCUGCAGUCCAAGAGACCUUAUCCGGCGGUAAACCGUUACAGGAUGGCUUUGUUCUCCUAAACACCAGCCAAAGAUCGAAUUGUCGUAAAUCGAUGUCUAAUGGCCAUAAGUCUAAGUCAUUGAUCUAGAACUUCAUUUGUGCCCCUUCGACGUUCGGUGCCUAGUCUUCUUCGAUUUUGGGUAUUAUCAAACCACGCUUGACAACAUCUCAUAACAGUAG